AUGAGGAGCUCUUUGUACAGCCAGAAGACCGCAUCCAUGAGCUGGUCCAGCAGGAGUGGCCCAAGGAUCCGGACCUCCUCCCCGGCACCCCCAGAGGCCCGAGCGUCCGAGAAGGAGGAGAUGCAACAGCUCAACAGCUGCCUGGCCGGCUACAUUGACAAGGUUAAGGGCCUGGAGCAGCGCAACUCCAAGCUGAGGGAAGAGCUGGCAGACCUGAAGGCCCAGCCCAAGGCGCCCCAAGGAAUAGGGGAUGAGUAUCAACUGCAGUUUAAGAAGCUGAGGGAGCUGAUUGAGCAACUCACUCAUGAGAAAGGGCUUGCUGAGAUCGAGAUGGGCAACACCAAGGAGGAGGUCGACCUCUGGAGGCUGAAAUGUCUCGAGCAGCUUGACCAUCAAGAUGAAGCGGAGAGGAUCCUGAAGGAGUUCCAGAAGGACAUGGAUGAUGCCUCUUUUCAAAAAGCUGACCUGGAGAGGACCAUCGAGCAGCUUGUGGCAGAGAUUGACUUCCUGAGAAAGUUGCACGAGGAUGAAGUUGCUGACCUGGUCCGACAAAUUGAAGAGUCCAAAGUCUCAGUGGAACUGGAUUCUACCCGCCCAGAUUUGGGAGCCGCCUUGCAUUCCGUGAGGGCGCAGAUGGAAGAGAUUUCUGCCAAGAACCUCAAGGAAGCUGAAGCUUGGUACAAGACCAAGUUUGACAGCCUCCGGCAGCACGCCACCAAAUACGACAACCAGAUCCAGAGCACAAAGGACGAGCUCAGCAUCCUGCAGCAGCACAUGGUGGAUUUGGAAAAUGAGAUUGGUACCCUGAGGAGUACCAUCCAGAAUCUGGAGAACCAGCUAGAGGGCAUGGAGGCCAGCCACCUAGAGAAAGUGGCGAGUCUGCAAGGUGUCAUCGCCCAACAGGAAUUCCAACUGGGAGAAACCAAAACUGAGAUGGCACAAUACCUUCAGGAAUACCAGCGACUGCUCAAUGUCAAGCUGACAUUGGAUGCUGAGAUCACCACCUACAGGAAACUGCUGGAAGCAGAGGAGGACAGACUGGGAUUAUUAAGUGAGGACUCCACAGGUGCUUCCUCUGUUACAAGAGAGGGGAAAGUAGAAUCUGUUACUAGUAACAUAGAAACGCAUGCAGCUCGCAGUGUGACUGCCUAAAAGAGGACAAAAGAGUCAUGAGAGACACCUUCUCUGUGUCAGAUAAAGCAAACUCAUCCAGCAUUACUAUCAUUGUUUUGUCAUUGCUCGAAUACAAUGAGGUUUUCUGAACAAUGCAUACAGGAGUCGUUUAAUAAUUUCAAAUUGUAUUGAUCAUGAAGUAUGAUCCGGUGCAUCAUGAUGUAAAACAAAUACUGCAACAAUUUGGUAGAAUCCAUACUGUACCAAUAAAGCUUAAUGUGAUAGCACAAUUGUACAAUGACAAUUUCUUUAUCAAAUGCACUUUCAAGCACAAAACUUUUUAUCAGCACAAAAAUCAGGAUGUGAUAAGUAAAACUUAUACUCAGCACAGUGGAAAAGCUUUUCACGGUAUUUUACUGUUUACACACAACAAUAAAAUCAGUCAUUUAGAUUCACAAAUGGAAAGCCAUGGUUGACAAACUUGGUAGUUUUUUUGAAGCAAUUACUAACAAAAUUGAUAAAAGACAGCUGAUGGACAUAGUAUACUUAGAUUUUCAGGAGGGUUUUGAUAAAAUCCUCCACAGGCUUGAAAAAUUAAACUAGAUGGGAAAGAAAGCAACGUAGUGGCAUGAAUUAGGAUUAGCUAACAGACAGAAAACAGUAGGAAUAAAUGGACCAUUCUCUGAUUACAGGAUUACGGGGAUAGUGUGGGUAAAAGACAUUAUGUUUGAUCAGCCAUGAUCAUAUUGAAUGGUGGGGCAGGCUCAACAGGUUGAA
Molecule: messenger RNA, 1890 nt
Organism: Rhincodon typus (whale shark)
Lineage: Eukaryota; Metazoa; Chordata; Chondrichthyes; Orectolobiformes; Rhincodontidae
Product: vimentin-like
Exons: 3
Coding region: 1-1152 (383 amino acids)
Biological process (GO): intermediate filament organization
Cellular component (GO): cytoplasm; axon; intermediate filament
Molecular function (GO): structural constituent of cytoskeleton
Source: RefSeq, a predicted model, not a curated record